Homo sapiens (human) is the source of this 1201-nucleotide messenger RNA. RefSeq names its product interleukin 36 beta (gene IL36B). Gene Ontology annotation, molecular function: cytokine activity. The coding region runs from base 258 to 731 and encodes 157 amino acids. The transcript has 5 exons. Lineage: Eukaryota; Metazoa; Chordata; Mammalia; Primates; Hominidae. Gene Ontology annotation, biological process: immune response; inflammatory response. Gene Ontology annotation, cellular component: extracellular region; cytoplasm. The record is from RefSeq and is a predicted model, not a curated record.
UCCUCCAGAGCCUCAAGAGAUCUUUGGGCCAUAUCAGCUUUCUUUCCAAAAUGAACACACCCAGGGGCAGGAAAGAAUGCUCUUUCCUUGGUCAUUAAGGGGCCUGGGAGUCCUGGACCAGCUUUUCAUGCAGCUAGACCACUUACAUGCAACUAGAGCCUUGACUUUGAAACGAGGGACAAAAGCAUCUCUUGCUAAAGCCUCCUCACCACCAUCUGAUCUAUCUUGUUCUCUUCACAAAAGGCUCUGAAGACAUCAUGAACCCACAACGGGAGGCAGCACCCAAAUCCUAUGCUAUUCGUGAUUCUCGACAGAUGGUGUGGGUCCUGAGUGGAAAUUCUUUAAUAGCAGCUCCUCUUAGCCGCAGCAUUAAGCCUGUCACUCUUCAUUUAAUAGCCUGUAGAGACACAGAAUUCAGUGACAAGGAAAAGGGUAAUAUGGUUUACCUGGGAAUCAAGGGAAAAGAUCUCUGUCUCUUCUGUGCAGAAAUUCAGGGCAAGCCUACUUUGCAGCUUAAGGAAAAAAAUAUCAUGGACCUGUAUGUGGAGAAGAAAGCACAGAAGCCCUUUCUCUUUUUCCACAAUAAAGAAGGCUCCACUUCUGUCUUUCAGUCAGUCUCUUACCCUGGCUGGUUCAUAGCCACCUCCACCACAUCAGGACAGCCCAUCUUUCUCACCAAGGAGAGAGGCAUAACUAAUAACACUAACUUCUACUUAGAUUCUGUGGAAUAAAUCCAGCCUAGGCUGUGGGUGGCUGGUUCCAGGAUAGAGAAUCAAGCUGUCAGAGUCAUCUUAACAGAUCAUUAUGCGACUGAGUUCACUAGCAGUUCAGCCCAUCCAUAGCUUACCUCAUUCUUACUAUCCAAAAGCCACCUCCUCCUCCAAACAUCCAUUUCUGUACCAAGACCCUCACUCGAAUGUCACUAUCCCAAGAUGAAACCUAAAAAUCACUUUCCAUUCUUUCUUGAUCUUACCCCACCAUCCACUCAGCUGCCAUGCCCAGUUUAGUCAACCCCCCAAAUGCUGCUUCAUGCAACCUUCCAUUCCUAUUCCUUUUGCCAACCCAUGAUGUAGAGAUGUGGAUUCAUGACAUUUUGUUCAUACAACUUCUUCAAUAAAACAUUAUAAUAUGUGCCCCAAAGAUAAAGCUGAAGAAUGAGAUGAAUGUGAAAUUAAAGGUUUGCAUGUCUUUCUAAUCCUAA